ACAUCAAGCAGUGGAGAGAAAGAGACAGAUACAUAUAAUAGAGAGAGAGAGAGAGAGAGAGAGAGAGAGAGAGAGAGAUGAAGGGUUGUGAGAGUGUUAGCAACGUCGUUCCUUCCUUGAUCACAGCUUUGGUGGUGCUGUGGCUGAGCAUGGGGGUUUGCAGAUCACAGCUGAGCACGAAUUUCUACGCAAACAGUUGCCCCGCCGUGUUCAGGGUGGUCCGCCGCCAGCUUUUGAGUGCUCUCAGGAACGACACCAGGAUGGCAGCUUCACUGCUGAGGCUCCACUUCCAUGAUUGCUUUGUGAACGGAUGUGAUGGUUCAGUUCUUCUUGAUGGGAGUGACAGCGAGAAGCUUGCCCUUCCCAAUCGGAACUCUGCGAGGGGUUUUGAUGUCAUCGACACCAUAAAGACUGCAGUGGAGAACGCAUGCAAUGCAACUGUGUCUUGUGCAGAUAUACUUACUAUAGCAGCUAGAGACUCGGUGUAUUUGAGUGGAGGGCCUUAUUGGAACGUUCUUCUGGGAAGAAGGGAUGGGUUGGUAGCGAACCAGACUGGAGCUAAUGACCUUCCUUCUCCCUUCGACUCCAUCGACACCAUCAUCGACAAGUUUGUUGCUGUUGGUCUCAACACCACCGACGUGGUCUCUUUAUCAGGCGGCCACACGAUCGGCCGAGCUCGAUGCGUGACCUUCAGCGGCCGCUUGUAUGACUUCUCCGAGGACUCCUCCGUGGACCCAACGCUGGACCCGAGCAUGGCGACGGAGCUGCAAACCCUCUGCCCACAGAGCGGCGGCGACGGGAACGCGACCGCCCCCCUCGACCGCAACUCCAACUACGCCUUCGACAACCACUACUUCAAGAACCUGGUGGAGCAGAAGGGCCUGCUGUCGUCCGACCAGGGUCUCUUCUCGAGCGACGAGGGCCAGGCGGCGACGAAGGCGCUCGUGCAGGCGUACAGCAACAGCAGCAUCCUCUUCUUCAGGGACUUCGUCAACUCCAUGAUCAAGAUGGGGAACAUAAGCCCCCUCACCUCCUCUGCCGGAGAGAUCCGUCGGAACUGCAGGGUUGUCAACUAGUCAUUCGUAGAGCAAGAUGACAAGCUUCUUACUAUAUAUAUAUAUAUAUAUAUAUAUAUAUAUAUGGGGCUGUGAUU
Molecule: messenger RNA, 1153 nt
Organism: Musa acuminata subsp. malaccensis (wild Malaysian banana)
Lineage: Eukaryota; Viridiplantae; Streptophyta; Magnoliopsida; Zingiberales; Musaceae
Product: peroxidase N
Biological process (GO): response to oxidative stress; hydrogen peroxide catabolic process
Molecular function (GO): peroxidase activity; heme binding
Source: RefSeq, a predicted model, not a curated record